Anopheles maculipalpis is the source of this 668-nucleotide messenger RNA. RefSeq names its product UPF0488 protein CG14286. The record is from RefSeq and is a predicted model, not a curated record. NCBI's taxonomy places the organism in Eukaryota, Metazoa, Arthropoda, Insecta, Diptera, Culicidae. The coding region runs from base 1 to 648 and encodes 215 amino acids. The transcript has 2 exons.
AUGGCCCCUCCGAAAAUAAAAUUACACAAAAACACUGGAAAACUUAAAUCGAUUCCACGGCCCACCAGUUCCAUCCCAACACCGGCAGCUCCAGCUUCUAAUGCUUCUGGUGCUGGUUCCGGAAGCGGAUCCAAUGUAUCCGCACCAUCCGAGGCCGAUCGGCAGUUUGAGCUGGAAUUGUACUGGUGCAUUCAGCAGCUCGAAACAACACUCAACCUACCGAGCGUUCGUGAAAACAACAAAAAAGUUGAGGAAACAUCCAAGCUGAUCAACACGCUGAAAAGUGGCACACAACCUAUCAUCCGCAAGAGGCAAAUUAUGCGCACCACCUUUGGUGACUAUCGGAGUAAAAUGGCCGCCGAAGAGCAGACGAUGGCCGUCAAUCCGGACAGUGUACGGUUCGAUAAACCGAAGGAAACGACCACAAAGCACACAUUUGUGAAGAAAUCGGCAGUGUUAAAUGGUGAUAAGAAUUUUAAAUUUAAUUUCUCAGUUGAUGUUAACGAACCGGAGCAGCAACUGGAAGUAAAGGCUAGUGGCGUGGAUAAGAAGCAAGAUAACGUGAAAACUGUUCGAAAAACAAAUGUAGGCAUAAUCGUUCCUUCGGAUAAUCAGUUUCGGUUUAACUUUAACGUGAGUAGCGAUUAGAUUGAAGCGAUUUUAAUAAA